Messenger RNA from Callithrix jacchus (white-tufted-ear marmoset), 912 nucleotides. Lineage: Eukaryota; Metazoa; Chordata; Mammalia; Primates; Cebidae. The record is from RefSeq and is a predicted model, not a curated record.
AUGUGGCAGCUGUUUCUGCUGCACCUGCAUAUGCUGCUGCUGCCGGCCUCCUGCGAGGCCGAGUGCGGCCGCUACGCCUCCGCGGUUGCUCUGGACGCCCAAGUCCUUCGUGUGCGCAGCCAGCGCCCAGGCCUCAAGUGCCCCAGGACCCGGCGCAGCUCGCGCGCCCGCACCAGGCUUCCCGCGGCUCUCGGGGGCAGUGCCAGCGUUUCCCACCUCCGCCUUCGCUGCGCCUCGGUGUCCCCACGUGACUUCUGGAAACCUCACACCCCCCCCACCUGCACAUUCAGCAGUCUGGCCCUCUGUGGUCUCAGUUCCCGCAUGUGCCUGUGGGAAGUACACACCUUCCCACGCUAUGUGGCAGUGUCUGGCCUUCUCCGGGCCUCGGUCUCCCCAUUUGCUCAGCCGGCAGGAACACCCCUUCUCCCGCCGUCUGCCUCGGUGGGUGGCCACGGCGGGUCAGGCAGCUACCGCCCAGUGGAAAGAGAACAAACCCUUGUGGGCUUGCGGGCCAAGACGUCACUUUGCUUAGUAUCGGUUUAUUGGCCGAUCUCUGUCAAAGCGGCCGAACUGUUCCGGUCGGGAGGCUUGAGGGGAGUUGGGCCGCCGGGGGCGGGCGUCUUCCGUGGGCCCCCCCGCCUCGGGUCCCCUCCCCGCAGGGCGCUCCGCAGAGGCGGGGGUGGGGGCGGUGGGAGCGCCGGCUCCAGGCGGCGGAACCUCCGCGCGGGGCUCGCGCGCUUCCGGCCGGCGCCUUUUCCCAGGGACGCCGCCGCCCCUCGCGCCCCCGCGCCCGCGCCCCCAGUCCCCGCGUCCCCGGCGCCGCCGGCCCGGAGCUGCCCGGAAGUCUCGGUUCCGCCGCCGGCGCUCGCCAGGGGAAGCCCGGGGCAGCCCGGGACCUCGGCCCCCUCCUAA